This is a messenger RNA of Chrysemys picta bellii (western painted turtle), 1679 nucleotides long. NCBI's taxonomy places the organism in Eukaryota, Metazoa, Chordata, Testudines, Emydidae. The record is from RefSeq and is a predicted model, not a curated record.
AGGAAACUAUUUUAUUUUAAGAAUUCAGAACAUUCUGGAUCAACAACUCCAUCACCCACAAGCCAAGAAUCUUUAUCUACUUCUAUAAACUCUAGCUCAGAUGGAGUGAGGCAUCGUAACCUUCCACAAGCACAAAGCAAUCCUGUGCAAAGCCACCAAUUCCCAUAUUUAAUGCAAGGCAACAUAGGCACCCAGUUUCCAGGUCAAGGUGUUUCUACUGGAUUUUCAAUGUACCCUGCAUUCAGCCCAUUACAGAUGAUAUGGUGGCAACAAAUGUAUGCACGUCAGUACUACAUGCAAUAUCAAGCUGCAGUUUCAGCCCAGGCAACAUCCAGCACUGAGCCAGUCAGAUCAGCUGUCGCGCAGCCUGUAAAUUCAGAGCAUGUUCCUGCAAAUGAGCCCCCAGCAGUGCCAAACGUAGCAGCACAGGAGAACAGGCCUGUAAACCAGAAUGUUCAAAUGAAUGCACAAGGAGGUCCAGUAGUGAAUGAGGAGGACUUCAAUCGAGACUGGUUAGACUGGAUGUACACAUUUUCUAGAGCAGCUAUUCUCCUCAGCAUUGUAUACUUUUAUUCUUCCUUCAGUCGGUUUGUCAUGGUAAUGGGAGCCAUGCUACUGGUUUAUCUACACCAAGCUGGAUGGUUCCCCUUUAGGCAAGAGGGAGGCCAGCAACAGGCAGCCAAUAACAAUGCAGAAGUGAACCCUGAUGGACAAAAUGUAAAUAACCCUGACCUUGAGGAGAUGGAGCGUCUUAUGGAUGAUGGGAUUGAUGAAGACAGUGGAGAAGAUGCAGGUGAAGAUGGCAGUACAGAGCAGCAUCCUGGAUUCAUGGCUUCAGCUUGGUCCUUCAUCACCACCUUCUUCACAUCGCUCAUCCCUGAAGGACCUCCACAGGUUGGCAAUUAGGCUCAAGAGGAACUGUGCCAGGCAGCAUAAGAAGCUGUACAUAGAAGAGGGAGCUGAAUCUAGGGGGCAUUUUAAAUACAGUGCAAUUUCAAAAGAUUUAUAUUAACUUUUUGAUCAUGGUGUACAAAAAUGUGUAUUUUUCCCUUUUGGCUUUCUCAUGCAUAUGAAUAUUUUAAGCACAAGUGGAUUACUACAUUUUUUUUUAAGUUCUUCUUUUUUCUAAAGAAGAAUUAAAUGUAAAGAUACCGGUCUUCCAUGUUUUAUUUUAAUUUUAGUUGUAAAUUACACUGAGACAAGAAGUUUGUAGGUUGUGUGCACGAUUAUUCCUUUGAAGAGCUGUUAAAAGUAUAAAUGUCAACAACAAAAAACCUUUUAAAAAUGAGAUUUAUCCUCCUGGUAAAUUUAACUUAACUGUGAGUCUUCCUAAUAGUCUUAAACACUAUAUAAAUCCUCGUCUGAGUUUUGUGUUUAUGGCAUCCCCAAAAUAAUUCUAUUCAGACAAAAUAUUACCUGCUAAUGGUAUGUUUUUUUCUUGUGCUAUAAAGUACUAAGCCUCUCAUGUAAGAAGCUAGAAAGUUUAAAUAUCUUGAGGCUAUAUAGCCAGUUUCAAUAAAUUUUGGGGUGAUUUUCUCUUUUAGACAGCUCUUCAAAGAAAAUUAACAGUGAUCAAGUACAUCAUCAAUGUUUGAUACAUACAGUACUUUUUAAAAAAAGAUGUACUGGAAAAUAGACAUAUGUAAUUAGUUUUUUUAAUAAAAACCAAGUUACAGUAA